Molecule: messenger RNA, 1572 nt
Organism: Centropristis striata (black sea bass)
Lineage: Eukaryota; Metazoa; Chordata; Actinopteri; Perciformes; Serranidae
Product: divergent protein kinase domain 1A-like
Exons: 5
Coding region: 86-1372 (428 amino acids)
Source: RefSeq, a predicted model, not a curated record
UCUCAGAGGCGUUGCCUGAGACCGUGUGAAGUGUGCGCCGAUUUUCUUCCCUUCAACAGCUUCUGUGAGAUGUUCCUCAUCUGCCAUGGCAAGAGGUCUGUUUCCAUGGGGGUUCUUCAGAAAGCCUCUGUACAUCCAGGCCAAAUUUUCCUAUCUGCACAUGAAGUACCUGUUCUUCUCCUGGCUGGCGGUGUUUGUGGGGAGCUGGAUAGUGUACGUAGAGUACUCGUCCUACACAGAGCUGUGUCGUGGGCACGAAUGCAAAAAUUCAAUAUGUGACAAAUACAGGAAAGGAGUCAUUGACGGCUCAGCCUGCAGCAGCCUGUGUGAGAAGGGCACACUAUACUUGGGGAAGUGCUUCACUGCCAAGCCCAACAACCAGGUGUACUCUGGGAGCUGGGGAGAUUUGGAGGGAGUCAUUAAGUGCCAGAUGGAGGAGGCUCCUCAUUAUGAUUUGGGAAGUGAGAUGGAGCCCCGGAAGGAGGCUGCGGCCUUCAAUAAGCCCACUAAGGGGACCUCUGUGGAGAAGUUCAGAGAGAUGAUCAUCAACCACCUAAAGGCUAAAGUGGGGGAUCAGGCCAACCUUGCUGACCUGGCAACCCAAGUAUUGUCCAUAACAGAUUCCAACAAAGACGGCCACAUCUCGCUGCCUGAGGCUCGCUCCACGUGGGCUCUGCUGCAGCUCAAUGAAUUCCUCUUAGCUUUAGUCCUGCAGGACAGAGAGCACACUCCCAAACUGCUGGGCUUCUGUGGAGACCUGUACGUGAUGGAGAAGGUGCCACAUUCUCCCCUGUACGGGAUCAGUCUACCGUGGAUCAUCGAGGUGUGGAUUCCUGCCGGGCUGCGCCGCAGCAUGGACCAAUGGUUCACUCCCUCUUGGCCGCACAAGGCCAAGAUCUCAAUCGGACUGCUGGAACUGGUGGAAGAUGUUUUCCACGGCACUUUCGGCAGCUUCCUCAUGUGCGACGUGAGCGCCACCAGAUUCGGCUACAACGAUCAGCACGACCUGAAGGUGAUGGAUGCACGAUACAUUGUUCCCGAAGCCAUCUUCCAAGAAAAUGUCAGGCAGCAACGGUGCGACGUGGACGAGGAUUGUGUCUACGGCUCAGACUGCCUCACUUCCUGUGACCUCACCAAGCACCGCUGCACGCCCGAGGUCACCAGGCCCAACUUAGCCAAAGCCUGCGAGGCACUUAAAGACUACAUCCUGAGAGGAGCCCCGUCCGACGUCAGGGAGGAGCUGGAGAAGCAGCUGUACGCUUGCAUCGCACUGAAAGGGUCAGCAGAACAGAUGGAAAUAGAGCACUCACUAAUUUUGAACAAUCUCAAGACUUUGCUAUGGAAGAAAAUUUCUCAUACAAAAGACUCGUAAUAAAAUAAGCAAGCAUACACAGCGGCACAAAGACCGAUUCCUGUCCCUUAUUUCUGAAUUAAAUAUUGGACAUUUGCACUGUGGAAACAUAUAGGAUCCCCUUUCAUCUUAAUUUGUGUAACUGAUGUUUUAUCCUGAAGCAGUUGUCAAGGAAAACCACUUUAAUAAAUCAAAGGAAACUUUAAUAUACUGGAGCAAAA